Adineta steineri is the source of this 1515-nucleotide messenger RNA. Lineage: Eukaryota; Metazoa; Rotifera; Eurotatoria; Adinetida; Adinetidae. The record is from the annotation of a GenBank genome assembly.
AUGGAUACGAUUACAAAAUUUGAAGAUUUAUCCAAUGAAAUAUUCUUAGAAGUUUUUGAAUAUUUACAUUGUUUGGAUCUAUUUAUGGCAUUUGCUUCACUCAACAAUCGUUUUACAUUCCUAUUAUCUUUACCACAACUUCAUCUUAUUGUUAAUGAGUAUCAUUUUGAUUAUCAAAUUGAAUUUCUUUCUUCUCAUCUUAUUCAUCGUGCUCAUCAAGUUAUUUCUAUAUCAUUUCAUGAUCAACUGUGUGAUUAUCUUGGAGGAGUAAUUUAUUUCUUUUUCAAUAAACAUACAUUUGAAAAUCUUCGAUCAUGUAUAUUUCAUUUAAAUUAUUUACCAUGGGGUCUUUAUGAUAUUAUGGAAAAACUAAAAAAUUUCAAUAAACUUGUAUUAUUUGAAAUAUUUCAACCGAAAAAUGAACCAUUACCCGAUAAUAUCAAAGAACAAUUAAGUACAAUUGCUUUAAAAUGUAAAUCUUUAAAACUUCGUUCGGUUAGUUUGUUAUUUCCCUAUACUUAUCCAAAACUAUUGGAAAAUAAUUCAAUUAAUUCAACAUUAACAACACUUCGUAUGAUGUUCCAUGGUGUCACAACAAUUUGUUCGGUCUAUAGUUUUCUUCCUGUGCUACGUAUAUAUCGUGCAUUACGAAACUUAUCGAUUUUUAUAUCAAAUCAAAAUAAUCAACAAAUAAUAAUGCCAACACUUCCGGCUAUCUAUGGAAUUAAUCCACCAAUAUUAUCUUUAUUGAAAUCAUUUGAACUAUGUGUUAAGACAUUUUGCAGUUUUAACCAAUUAAGUUUUAUUCUGGGUUGUAUGCCUAAUCUUCGUCGAUUCAUUUUUACAGUCAUUUCUUUAUCAUCAUCAAUUUCAUAUUUACAUAGAAAUCUAUUUCGAGGUGAUGAAUGGGAGUUAUUAUCAAAAAAUCGCCUAUCUCAAUUAGAUAUAUUCGAUAUUUUUCUUCAUAUUCAAUAUUCAAAUUUCGGGUUAGAUAUGAAUAUUGUUGUCAAUUCAUUUAAUUAUUUUACUACAAAAUAUGACGAUUGGUAUCUUGCAGUUCAUCAAUCACAAUGUACUUUUUACAAUAAAAAAAAAUAUAUUAAUUUACGUGGAUUUCGACGUUCGAAAAAAGCUCGACAUCAUGUUUUCAGUCAAAUGCGAAUGGUUCUUGGUACAUUAAAUAUAUACUCGACAUCAAUGGCAGAUAAUGAACAUGAUUUAUUCUAUUCAAUUUAUAAAGAUUUACAUAUUGAUAUUCCAGUGAAUACAAAUAUUCUCAAUAUUCCAUCAUAUGGUCAACUAUUCAAAAAUAUUAAUUAUCUUACGAUUGAAAUUGAUUCAUCAAUAUUAAUAUUUGUGAAAAAAAUAUUAGAUUUUUGUCUUUGUAAUCCUGCUGAAGUUUAUCAAAAAGAUUGUGCUGAUAAAAUUGCAAGUUUAAUCGAUUUAACUAGUAUUACUAAAUUAGAAUUCAAAUUAAAAUCUAAUAUAUAUUUUAUAAAACACAUUUUACUGUGA